AGUUUUGACUUCGCUAAGACACCGAUUUAAUAAAUAAAUGAAUGCGUUAGCGGUAUACAAACAUUUAGUACCAAUAUACAUUUACGACAUCCAAAAUUGAAAUUCCAGACAAAUAUAACACGGCACAAAUUUUACAGGUCGCAUUUACAGAUAUUCACCGUCUCUUCGUUAUUUCUAACUUCCUGUACAAGGCGUCAUUCCAACAUCAAGCAUGGUCUUCCUAGAGAAUGAUUCGUUUCUUAGCGAACUCACCAGAUUUUUCCAAAGAUCAAAGACAUCGGGGUCAUUGAAUAUAACAAUGAAACGCUAUGAUGGUCGAACUAAACCUAAACCAAAAUCUAACCGAUCAGAACAAAGCAUAUCUCAUGAAACAGUAGAAUAUAAAUGUAUCCUCAGAGCAUCUUUAGGUAACAAGAAAAUUUCCACUAUAGUAAAUCAAAAGGAUGUAAAUAAAUUCCAGAUGGCAUAUAUCAAUGUUUUGAAAGGCAACAUGGAUGGUUUGAAGAAACGAGACAAAAAAUCAGCUAAAGGAAAAUCUAAAGCUACUCAAUAAAUUUUCACACAAUUCUAUUUUCUUCUACAAUUGUAUUUAUUUAUUUGCAUUUUUUAUUUUUAUUUUAUUUUUGGAUAUAAAUGACAUUUAUGGGAACUUCUGGAACAGCUUGUGUUUCCAAAUUUCUCACACCACUUCUUCCUACAUGUGCAGACUCCAUCUAGUAAGACCAUGGUUAUAUAUAGACAUGGUCUGACUGAGUUAUUAUUUUAAAUAACAUGUAUAGUUAAUAAAGAAAAUAGAUAGAAACUCUUGUUUAUAGAAAUAAAAUCAAAACUGGCUGCCUUCA
Messenger RNA from Octopus bimaculoides (California two-spot octopus), 842 nucleotides. RefSeq names its product signal recognition particle 14 kDa protein. Gene Ontology annotation, cellular component: signal recognition particle, endoplasmic reticulum targeting. Gene Ontology annotation, biological process: SRP-dependent cotranslational protein targeting to membrane. The record is from RefSeq and is a predicted model, not a curated record. NCBI's taxonomy places the organism in Eukaryota, Metazoa, Mollusca, Cephalopoda, Octopoda, Octopodidae. Gene Ontology annotation, molecular function: 7S RNA binding; endoplasmic reticulum signal sequence receptor activity.